UCGUUUUCGUUUGGUUCAGUGAUCUGCCCUCCCAAAGCCGUGUCUCUCUCCCCUGAACCCCCUCUCUGUUUCCUAUAAAUUUGUUAAUAAUUACAACAGCAAUCCCCUUAUGUUUCCCUUUCCCUUCCAUCUCUUAGUUUGAAAGACUUCACUCGCAAUCUUCAAAGCAAUUUCCUUCUGGUUUCCUCCGGGAAUUCAAUUCUCAGUUCGUCGUGUUUUUUAGUUUCCCCCCUUAAAGCUUCUUGCAUCUUAGAACGGUUUAAGAAUUUGGGUAUAUUUGUAUUUAUUUAUGCACCGUGGGACUUGAAUGUGUGUUUGUUUAUGAGUUUUCGAUGCGGUGCCGGCGGAUGAGUCUUUCCUUCUGUUUCUAAACCCUAAUUCCACUACUGUCGAUGGCGAUCGUCACAGGGGAUCGCUACCUCGAGAAGCUGGUUAAAUUCGUUGACCAACAAGCAGAGGCUUUGAUUGAUGGUACGAAGGUGCUGAAGCUCAACCCGGCUGGGCUCCACUACGUGCAAUCACGGCUCGAGGCGCUGCAGGAGCUGGAAAGACUUCUAGCUGGAGCCCCGGUUGACUAUUUACGUGCCUACGUGUCGGACCUCGGCGAUCACCGGGCGCUCGAGCAACUUCGCCGGAUUCUGCGGCUCCUUACGACUCUUAAAGUGGUGUCUGUCUUGACUCCGCCUGCGCGUGACCCCACGCCUCUCUCUUUUCUGCCGUUUGGGAGAUUGAAGGUUCUGGAACUCAGAGGCUGCGAUUUGUCUACUUCAGCAGCUAAGGGGUUGCUUGAGUUGAGACAUACCUUGGAGAAGAUUAUUUGUCAUAAUUCAACUGAUGCUUUACGACAUGUGUUUGCCAGUAGAAUUGCUGAGAUCAAGGGCUCUCCACAGUGGAACCGCUUGUCCUUUGUUUCUUGUGCAUGCAAUGGCUUGUUAUUAAUGGAUGAAUCUUUGCAACUUCUUCCUGUUGUUGAGACCCUUGAUUUAAGUCGAAAUAAGUUUGCAAAGGUUGAUAAUCUUCGGAAAUGUGCUAAGUUGAAGCACUUGGACCUUGGAUUCAAUCACUUGCGAUCCGUCUCAUCAUUUAGCGAGGUCUCUUGUCAUAUUGCUAAACUUGUUUUGAGGAACAAUGCUCUAACUACAUUGCGUGGUGUUGAGAAUUUGAAGUCUCUUGAAGGGCUUGAUGUUUCCUACAAUAUUAUUUCCAAUUUUCUAGAGUUAGAGUUCCUUGCGGUGCUCCCAUCUCUUCGAAGCUUGUGGCUUGAAGGGAAUCCACUAUGCUGUGCCAGAUGGUACCGUGCACACGUAUUCAGCUACUUCAAUCGUCCUGAAAAUUUGAAAUUAGAUGACAAAGAAAUCAGCACAAGAGAGUAUUGGAAGAUGACGAUUAUUGUUGCCAGAAGACAGAAGCGACCUUCCAGCUUUGGGUUCUACUAUCCUGCAAAAUACGAUUCUGAAGGAGAAGGGGUUAUCAAUAAAAAGAGGAUAAAGGCAUCUCGACUUGCUUGUAUUGAGAAUGAACAAGAAAACACAUGCAUUUAUUCUGAUCUAGAUUCUGUGUCAUGCGAUAAUGAAAUGCAAAGCAAAGAGGAGAAUAAUAUAUCUGAGGAUGAAGCUGAAAUAGUCGAUUUGAUGAAAAGAGUAGAACAAUUGAAGAAAGAACGAUCUAUUCUUUGGUUACGAGAGUUCAAGGACUGGAUGGAUCAUCCUUCUGAAAAUUUUGCUGAUGAUGGUUUUAAUACGGCUAUGUUACACCCUGGGAAAGAAAAUUAUAAGAAAGGUGGGAAAAGCAUGAGGCAUCUUAGUGAAAGUUCUAGAUAUGUUUCAGAGUCGGUUGAAGCUUCAAGAGAUGAAAGUAGCAUGAAUGUUUUGGAAUCUGAUAAUUCUUUUGCAGAUACAUCUGCCAGUGUGAAUGCCAACAGAUAUUUUGACCAUAUCUUUUCCUCAGGAAUUCCUGGUGGAUUUUCUCUACCAGGCUUGAGGACAAUGGAAGUGAAACAAGAGUAUCAGAAAUCAUACUUGCAUGAUGAGACUGGUUGUGGAUCCAUUUUAGCUGAGAGUUCUCAUCGUAAUAUAUUUUCCCUUGAAGAAACUAAUAGAAUGGUUGAAAAUGCCAGUGUAUCACAUUUGAAUUCAAUUGAAAAUAUAACAGAGUCUAAUUCUUCAUCUGCUACCCUUGGAUCGCCACCACAUUAUAAGAAGGAUCUUUUGCGUCGCCAGAAUUUGGUGGAAGAAAUUCUACAGUUAUCAGCGGAGUCCUAUUCAGUGGCAUCAUCAGACAGUGAUACGAGCUGCAGUGAAAAUGAUUACAGUGAAGCUGGGAUACCUUCCGAGGAAUAUCUCAAUGGGAGCAGUGAAGGGCAUUCUCCGGCAAACUUUUUUGAGCAUGCUUAUUAUGAAAAUGGAAAUAACACCUCACAUGGGAGUGAAAAUGGCGUAUGCAUCGUUGAUUCAUGCGCUGAACAAGCCCCUAGGACCAACAAAUUUGUAAAUAUGAAACAAUCCCUGUCACUGUCCAGUGAGUUAGGUGCAGGUUCUAAUAAUCUAGAGACAUCUUCUUCUGUAAACCAAGAGGCUGAUUGGUUUGAGAAGAGAAAAAGUGGAAGGAAACCGAAGAGAAGAGUGAUUUCACUGUUGGAAGAGAACAGCUGUCAAUAUGUACCACAAGAAUCAAAUGGCAGUCUGGGGGAUAGUGGGGUUCAUUUGAAAGAAAUGGAAGGGAAGAACUCUUCAAAGGAUAAUGAUCAUCAGAAAUAUUUUGAUAGAAACCAGAUUAAAAAUGCAAUUUCAAAGCUUCCACUUGAUAAUGGUGUGAGAUAUUCUGAUGCCGAGUGCUCCUCUCGGGGGAAGAAUGAUUUUAUUGUGGACUAUUUCAAUAAAAAUGUUGCAGAUUUGAGAGUUCAUGAAACUUGUAGGUUAUAUAUGCGUUGCAAUUGUAUGGUUGACCAAUCUUUUUGCAAAGAAAGAGAAGUAACUCUAGUAUUGAGCAGUGAGGAAAAGUGGUAUGUGCUGCUUGUUGGCGUCGCAUUUAAUGGAUCAGAGAAAACCUUGGAUUUAUUAGGUUCCCAUAGGGUUGAAGACAUAAGAGUGGUUGUAGUUGGUCUGAGCCUUCAGGUUGUGAGGGUGUGUGUUGAAGGGAGUGUAGCGUACUUGUUCAUAACAAGAAGCUUCAAGAAAUCAAUUCAAUUGCUUUGUACGUUGAAAGUUUCUGGUUCAUCUGCACCAAAUGAUAAAUGUUCUUUAAGGAGUUUGGAGCAGGUUCAGGUCGAGUUGUUUGAGAAAGAAAUAUGUCAAGGUUUAAAAUUAAGCAUUUUCCAAUACUCGAUGGUGUUUUUUCAGAAAGGUGGCAAUGAAGAGGAAUCAUGGCUUUCACGAUCACUGUUUGUCAUUGGAGGACAAGUGCUUGUGUGUGUCGAAGACAUUAUUCAGUUCAGUUCUCUCUUAAAUGAUGCAUCUUCACCUCCAUAUUUCUCCCUGGAUUCAUGCUGCAACAUCGCAGAUGUAUCUGAGCUGAUUAUCGAGAGCAGAGAGAGGCAUUGUGUGACAUUAUCUCUCGAGUGCAGCACAACAAAGGUCCCCUCCUCAAUGAAAAUUCUAAAGAUGGUCGGUACAAAUCGCAAGAAAGAGACAUGGAAACUGAAGUGGUUCUCGGAAGAGAGUUUAUCCCAGUUUGUGGCAUUGGUGAAGGCAAUCCAUCCAGGGAUCACUUCAUCUCCUUUGCAUCUUGGGAUUUCGUUUGCUUGGUUAUGGGUGUGCAGAGUUCGUUCGUGUGUCGGUAUUCUUUGAUUUGUAUUCUUUUAGAAGUUAAUUUUUCACAUGUACAGACAGUACAGUAUACAGAAUAGCAAGCAAGUUAGAUGUACGGAUAUGUUAGACUUCAGUGAUCGUAAAAAUUUCUACAGCUUUUGAUCAAAGUAUUGUACUAUUUUCAUGUUA
Molecule: messenger RNA, 3935 nt
Organism: Hibiscus syriacus
Lineage: Eukaryota; Viridiplantae; Streptophyta; Magnoliopsida; Malvales; Malvaceae
Exons: 12
Coding region: 393-3785 (1130 amino acids)
Cellular component (GO): cytoplasm
Molecular function (GO): protein binding
Source: RefSeq, a predicted model, not a curated record